Pecten maximus is the source of this 3349-nucleotide messenger RNA. Its product is annotated as chondroitin sulfate synthase 1-like. NCBI's taxonomy places the organism in Eukaryota, Metazoa, Mollusca, Bivalvia, Pectinida, Pectinidae. The record is from RefSeq and is a predicted model, not a curated record. Gene Ontology annotation, molecular function: glucuronosyl-N-acetylgalactosaminyl-proteoglycan 4-beta-N-acetylgalactosaminyltransferase activity. Gene Ontology annotation, cellular component: Golgi cisterna membrane.
UGAAAAGGUGUGAACAUGAAUGUAAAUAAGGGAACCACAUGGUUGUGUCACACUAGGCUGUCACGGCUGAGUUACACAUGCGACGAAAUAGCCGAAGUGUACAUGGAACAGUCUUAGUGUGAUCAUGGCAGCCGGUCGGCUAAUAACUUUACAUGUGUAUUGCACUUGUGGGAACUUGACAAAUUUCUUCAGCGGACUUCUCACGGUUGUGAACCCGUCUCUAGUUUGUAUGUCGACAGACCUGGCUGACCUUUGAAUCAGGCGAUAAUCGCACGAUGGAACAACAAUAGAAAACGUGUGUUCCCUAGACUGGCUUAAAGCUCACGUUUGACUCUAUGGGGAAGCCACAUAUUCAUACCAAAACAUGUGUUGAGUAAUAAUUACCGUUCAGUAAUUACAUGUGUUAUAUCGAGAAAGGUUCCAUUUCGAAAUUGUGUGUUUUUAUUAUGAAGGAAACAAUUUAAACGUGAAUAAGUAAGUGCUAACAUUUGCUUACUCUACCAUUAGAACAACUUGAAAAAAACUUUUCAGUCUUGUCAACUUUGUGAUUUUGGUAUACUUUCAUGAAUGACGGAAGCCUGGAGUUAUUUUGCUGGAGAAUGGCUCGAAGACAUGGCAUUCGUAUCAGCCACUUUGCAGGUACAAUUCUGGGUUUAUUGUUUGGGGUUUUGCUUUCAUCAUGGUGCCGCCAAAGACUCUUACCUUGUUCUCCUAUGACAGGACCCUGUUGUACGGUGCAUGUAAAUUACCAUGUUGACAUCGCUGUUGAACAUAUACAAAUUCAAAAUGGACAAUUCAUUGAAAAUGGUAACAACAAUAUGAACAAUGAUGUGGAGUCUCCUAAAUCUCAAGGAUUAGACUUGUCAACUUACAUUGAUAAAGAAGAAAAAAGUUUUCUUCUAAUUGGAGUUAUCACAGCUAAGAAGUUUUUGGAUACUCGAGCAGUGGCAGCCUUCCAAACCUGGGCCCAGACUUGUGUUGGAACAUGUAAAGUCUUAUUUUUUUCAAGUGAAGGUUCAACAACGAACAACAAAAUUCCUUUAGUAGGUUUAGAUGGAGUUGAUGAUGUGUACCCACCUCAACGGAAAUCACUUUUGAUGUUAAAAUAUAUGCAUGACAAUUAUAUCGAUAAUUUUGAAUGGUUUAUGCGUGCUGAUGACGAUGUGUUUAUCAAGGGGGACAGAGUUGAAAAAUUUCUUAGAUCUAUUAACAGUUCAAAGCCACAGUUCAUUGGACAGGCUGGCAAGGGAAAAAAAGAUGAAAUUGGAAAAUUACAUUUGAGUGAGCAGGACAACUUUUGUAUGGGUGGACCAGGGAUAGUGUUCAGUCAUGAAACACUAAGACAAAUGUCACCUCAUAUUGGCAGCUGUCUCCACAACCUGAGGACGUCCCAUGAAGAUGUAGAGGUUGGACGCUGUAUCAAGAAUUACGUUGGAAUUGCAUGUACCUGGGCAUUCGAGAUGCAGCAGUUGUUUUAUCAGAACUACAAGGAAGAAAUUGGAUCAUUCCAGACAACUUUAAAGGACAAAGCUGUUCGGGUAGCACUGACCCUCCACUCAGUCAAGGAACCAAAGCAACAGUAUCGCAUUGCAAAUUACCUUCGUUCACUUCAUAUAGAGGAUCUCCACCAAAAAGAGCUCAGUCUACAAAGGGAGAUAACUGAUGUUGACAGGAUAACAGGUUUACAUAAAGGUAAUAGUGUAGUUAACAAACAGGGUCUUGCGCCGUCUGUGUUGAAGUAUUUGCCUAAGUCCGCUGAUGAAAUUCUUUCCUGGGAAUUCAUAUCUAAGUCUGUUGUUUCACACCGAGACUCCAAUCCUCGACAUGGUUUAACACUUCCCAUCAAAACGACUAUGGAGGAUGUUAUUAUCCAAAUGAUGCAAAUGGUGAAUAAAAAUGCUUGUCGAAAAGGUCGGACAAUAGACUUCAAAAGUCUGUGGUAUGGCUACCACAGGGUAAGUCCUUUAUACGGAGCAGAUUAUGUGCUCGAUUUGUUACUCACUUAUAGAAAACAUAAGGGACGUAAAAUGACCGUGCCUGUGCGAAGGCAUGCCUAUAUACAACAGGUGUUCGGUAGUAUAGAAUCCAUUGAGGAUCCAUUCACAGCACACAAACAUUCAUAUGAAUCGGAUUUUGAAUCACCGUUUCUGUACAAAGAUCUAGGUGCAGGAAGUAUCUAUGAAAAUCUACCUUCAAAAAAUAAAUUGACAGAGACCAUACAUUUCAUACUGCCUUUAUCAGGCCGCCUUCAUAUAUUCAAAAGAUUUUUAGACAAUUACGAGAAAACAUGUCUCUUAACCAAAGAGAACUGCCAGUUGCAUGUGGUUCUAUUUAAUAAAGAUAUGGAAACUAACGAUGUUGACAACCUUGUGAAUUUAGUUGGAAAGUACCAAAAACAAUAUGGAGGAUCAAGUGUAGAGUUGACAUUUGCAGACGGUCCCUUUGCUCGUGCAAAAGCAUUGGAUAUGGGGGCUGCCCAGUGUGGGAGUGAUUCUUUGCUAUUUUUUAUUGAUGUGGAUAUUAAGUUUAGUCGCGAGGCAUUAUUGAGGAUUCGUCUAAACACCAGGAAAGGUGUCCAGGUAUAUUACCCCAUAGUGUUCAGUCAGUUUGACCCUGUCCUUAUAUGCAAUAAAACACACCCAUCUUGUGAAGUGAACUGGCGAGACUUUUCUGCAGAAAUGGGGUACUGGCGUAGCUUCGGCUACGGCAUAGUAAGCCUGUAUGGAAGUGAUCUUUCCGCUGUGGGAGGGUUCAACACCUCCAUCCAGGGAUGGGGGAAGGAAGAUGUAGAUCUCUACUCAAAGUUCUGUGACAGUAAGUUUACAGUAUUCCGGACGAUAGACCCACACUUAGUACAUGCCUUCCAUCCCAUUUUAUGUGACACAAAACUAGAGGAUGCUCAGUAUCAGAUGUGUUUAGGUUCUCGAGCUUCCAGCUUCGCCUCUGUGAACAAACUAGCAAAUAUAGUAUACAACCAACCGAGAAUUCUCAAUAGGAACCAACCAGUGAUGGGACAAAGUUGAUGUUUGCUAUGCUUAGAUACAUCGUCAUCAUCACCUUUCUCAUCGUCAUUUCCGUCUUCAUUUCUACAUCUACAAAGUCAUCACAGCCAUGAAUGCCAUGUCUACAAAUCCAUGCCAUUAUCAUUGUAUUGAUAUGUUUUUAUAAUUGUUUUUUUUACAUACAGUUAUAUGUUUCCUUGUAAGCUUUAUAUGUGAUGAUAAGAGAUUGACCUUGAUGAACCUCAAUAGAUGUUUUUUUCUUAAGUUAUGUAAAAUUGUGUUUUGUUAAGUUGUUCAUGUGUGGAUGUUCAUUGUAUUGCAAGGAAACAUCAGGUAUAUAAAUAAUA